AUGGACAGCAGGAAGGCGCCCCCCGGCGGCAAGAAGGCAGAGGUGCAGCCCUCCCGGGAGCCCGGGCAGUCCGCUUCCCCCGCGCCCAGGACGGCUGCCUGGGGCCCGCCCGGCGCCCAGAGCGGCGCUCAGCAGGGACUGCAGAUGCAGGACUGGGUGUGUGAGCCGCCGCCGCGCGGGCGCCCGAGCCGCCACUGGAGCGUCAGCAUCGACGAGCGCCGGCGGCUGGCCGUGCUGGGCGCCCGGGAGAGGCCGGACGUCGCCAGGGACUCCUCCCGCUGCACGGACAUCGCGCAGAUGGUGGCUGAGCUGGUGUCCGAGGACGUGGACAGAGACGUGCUGCUCCCCCAGCCGCCGCGGUCCGUGGCGUCCACGAACGCCUUCCAAGCCUUCCUGACCCGGAGCGCGCCCUUCUGGCAGCACGCGACUGUCCAGGCCCGGACCUCGAGGCCGCCCCCCCCCUUAAGAGCCUGCUCAGCCCAGCGUCUGGCGUCCGGCGCGUUUCCUUGGGGCCUAGGGGUGGGCAGUGGGCAGCCCUGUCUGCGUGGCACCAGGGAGCACUGA
Molecule: messenger RNA, 564 nt
Organism: Lepus europaeus (European hare)
Lineage: Eukaryota; Metazoa; Chordata; Mammalia; Lagomorpha; Leporidae
Gene: TEX22
Product: testis expressed 22
Exons: 3
Coding region: 1-564 (187 amino acids)
Source: RefSeq, a predicted model, not a curated record